CUCAAAGUAAUUUUGUUUGCUUUGCGAUAAAAGGUGGAUAGAGAGUAGUUAUCGUCUUGUUUGACUGUAUUCUUGCUGACAACGUUAUGUUCUUGUGAUAGAACUGUAGACAGAGUCAGAUAAACUGUAAAAGAAAAAAACUAACAAAAACAGGGGAGUUAGUUAUUUUUUAAGCUAACAGUUCAGUCCAGUGUUGUCCAAGUCAAGUCAAAGUUUAUUUCUAAAGCACUUUUUAAAAGCAACCUUGGUUGAACCAAAGUGCUGUACAGAGGUAAAAAUGACGAUACACACACCAAAUAAACCAGUAAUGGAAUAAAAAUUAGCACAAGUUUAAAAGCAAAAAGAAAAACAAUAAAAUAAUAAAAGAGAAGAUGGGCAGUAAAAGAUGAAGAAUAAAAAGGGAGCAGUGUUUUGAAGACUGAGCGGCUCUAACCUGGAAAGGUGGGUUGUUAGUUGUGGGACUCUAGCUGAGAAGACUCUGUCCCCACGGGUGGAGAGUCUGGACCGAGGCGCUGCCAGGAGCAGCCCGUUUGAUGACCCAACAGCCCCGGUCAUCGUGUGAGAGUUCAGCAGACAAAUCCUAUGAUGUCGGAUAUGAAAUUCUGAAAAUUCCUUCCAGCUGCUUUUCAUUGACCUCUGCCCUUACUCAGUUAUGUGUAGAUGUAGAAUGGACAUCAGUGUGUUGGACUCGGAUUUCUCUAGAAGUGUCUGUGUGCAUGCUGCGUUCAGAUAAGGAGGGGUAGGUUGUUGUGUGUGCGUUAAAAGAGAGAAACCAAAAGCAGUCCGAGUGGAGAGAGGCUGGAGUUCAGCAAAGAGCCUUUCUGAAUGGGGCAAAGAAGGGGUGAGACCCAGACAAUCCAACAAGAGGCUCUCAAGGACAAGUAAUGGUCCCUUUCCGAGACUUGUGUUGCAGAUUUGUUCAGGCUUACCUGCUUUUCAGCAUGAAGGCACCGCUUGGAUUAUCCAUGAGCUCCGAUUUCCCACACUACAGUUUCAGGAUGCCAAAUAUAGGGUUCCAGAACCUCCCUCUCAAUAUCUACAUUGUGGUGUUUGGGACGGCCAUCUUUGUCUUCAUCCUCAGCCUCCUCUUCUGCUGCUACUUAAUAAGGUUACGGCACCAGGCGCACAAAGAGCUAUAUGCAUACAAACAAGUCAUUCAGAAGGAAAAAGUCAAAGAGUUAAAUUUGCAUGAGAUAUGUGCAGUGUGCUUGGAGGAGUUCAAACAGAAAGACGAGCUGGGGAUUUGUCCAUGCAAACACGCCUUUCAUAGGAAGUGCCUCAUUAAGUGGUUGGAGGUGAGGAAAGUGUGCCCGCUGUGCAACAUGCCCGUCUUGCAGCUGGCCCAGCAGGCCGGCAGCACGGACCCCCCUGUGCCAAUACAGCAGCCGCUGCCCGGCAUCGAGAACCUGGUGUAGCAGACUCCAAACCCCCCUGUCACAGUACACUACAGACACACACAAACACACACCCCGACACCCAUGCUCUCUCACCUGUACAGGUACACCUUGGUAUGAGUCUGUUGGUGACAGACCGGAGAAACUGGAGCUGCUGCACAAGACGUUCACGACAACCCGUGAACGUGCAGCCAUCGUCACCUCUCUUAUCUUUGCAUUUGUUCACAAAAAAAGGAUUUUCUGACUGAUAAUCAGCUGUUUUCAUGUUUUUUUUUUUUUUUUCCUUUUUCUUUACACGGACAAUGAAGAAGCGUUACCUUCUCAACCGAGAAAUUAUCAUUACCUUUUUUCACAACCAAAGCACUUUCCUGGGGACACCAGCGAACGACUAGGAGGAGGGAAACUCAAAAGCCAAGAACUACAACACACUAAAAAAAUAAAGACGUUUUUCUUUUCUUUUCUUUCUUUUUGUUAACAAGCACUUUAUGAGAAGUUAAACCUUAAUUGCUUGUGGAUCUUAGUCCCAGGGUCAUAUUUUAUAUUUUUAUCAUUAACAUUUAUUUCUGUGUACAUUACAUGAGGAACGUGGGUUUUCAUUUUUAAAUUGGUAAUAUCUCAAAGGGACAGAUUUUAUGUCUGACUAAAUGUGAAAGGUUGGAGUGUGUUGAAACUCGGAACAACAACACACUUCGUACAAAACCUAUGGAAUCCGUUCACUCAUCACCGUUUGUUCUUAAUUAUAUUGUGACUGUUGUUAUCCAUCAUUAUUUUUUUUUUUACUAUUAUUAUUUUUAAUACCGAACGGCGAUGCAGUGAACAAAUUGUGGUGUCAAAACAACGUCCAGAGCUAUUACACAGGCAAUAAUCAAGAAAAACCGUUCAGCAGCAGAAAAUUUAAAUUCAAAGUAACGACUGUGAUGACGUCCACCGGUGUCGGUGAGUGUAGCGCGACGCUUCACGCGCACAACUAUUGUAAAGAACAAACCUGUAAUUAGGCAGAGAUCCUCUAACAUGACGAGAUGUUCCAGUUUUACUUUGCUCUUCUGCUGCUUUGUGUUUUUUUUUUUUGUUUGUUUUUUUUUAAAUCAAAGCUGGGCUGUGUGAAUGUUACGGUGGUUUGCUUCAGGUUAACACAUUUAACAAACAACAACAACAACAACAAAAAAUAACAGCUUAAACUAGCACCACGUAUCGUGCAAAAAAGAGACUAAUAAUUUGCGUUAGACACGGAUCAGAAGUGAACUUUUACUUAAACUGUGCUCCAUCCACACUUACUAACCCUAACUCUGCGGAUUAUUUUUUACUAUUUUAUUUUAUUUAUUAUAAAUUGUUGGUACAGCUGCACAGAGAUAACCGGUUGACGGACUGACACCCACAACGCAAGCACUCAUGCCCUCAGCAUGUCAUCAGCAUAUCUUUUGGUCAACACACACACACACACAUGCAUGCAUGCACAUAGGGAGCCCCCCUCUCCCCCUCCAACCCCUCCCCAAAAAGCGACAGUGGUCAGCAGGUUGUAAUGAAACAGCGUUUUCAUUCAAACAGAGGGUAGCUGAGCGUUUCGGCUGCAGGGUUCUGGUGCUUUCGCCUCUGCGUCUCCCUCUUUCUGUACGGUACAGGGCGCUUUUGUUUCACGCCGCACAUACAGUAAAUCUGAGCCCUGCUUUUGUGGAUAUUUUUUUGUCCUCACCUGCUGUUUAGCUGCAUUUAGUGCAUUUAUUGUAGGGAUGGGGGAGGAGGUGGAGGAGGCUGUGCUUCCCAGUGAUGGGCUGUGAGAAGUUUAACUGUCACACAUGAUCUUUAGAAGCGCAGUCUGAUUCAAAUGGAUCAAACAACAGAGCGGCCACACACACUUCUGCCCUCAUCCAUUUGACAUCUGCAGCUGGAAGUAAUGGAAAUUUAUAAAUUCUGAUUCAUGUCAAGUCAAAUUUCCAUUCCGCAAACGUUCACGCAGCUCAUUUGUGAACGACGGUUCCCCUUUCUUCUCCUCUCAGCCCUGAGCCGAUCAGUGCAGGUCCCCGGCACGCAGGUGGCUUUUAAAAAGUGACAAUGGCUUUUAGCCCCGUACGGCUGAAAAGCUUUGUUACUCUGACCUGUGCGCUCUGAAUGUUUCAUCCCUGUUGAAUGUCUGCCCACACACACACUGACGCCCUUUGUGGUGCGGUCACAGAAUAAUGCAGCUAGGAGGGAAAAAAAAAAAAAAAAAAAAAACGUCAUGAGAGCAAAAGCGGGGUCUCUCUGUCUCUGUCCUGCCUUUUAGCUGUUACCUGGCGCCUGGUGACGAACGCAGCACUUUGCUGCCGUCAAUAAGAAAACCAUUAACGCUGGCCCCAAAUUAGCCUUAUUUGAACAACAACGAAGCAAACGGUUAAAAUAAAAAUAGAAAGUUUUGGUUUUAUGUUGAACAAAAUAAACACGAGAGCCCUUUUCAUUCUGUUAAGAGAUUUAAAGCAUUUGGUACCUUCUAAGUCUUAGGUUAUGAAGGGGCCUCUGACGAUGCGACGUUACGAGAACCAAAGUCCUUCACGGUAUUAUCCCCAAACCUUCAGUCUAUAAGUCACAACAGUGGUCAACAACGAGCUGCUGCUAACAAGUCUUAAAGCUUUGUUCCUGCUAACAGGUUUGUCUUUGAAUGUAUGGUUUACGAGAGGAAGAAAAGAUUUAAUGUGAACGCAUGCUGUUUCGGAGGGUCAAGUGGCCACUGAUAUCACCCCUGUUACAUGUAUGUAGACCGUAGUAUCGUUACUAGUGUAUUUAUACAUGAGGUGCACAUGAUAAUGCUUCUUGAUAUUAACUAAAUGGCAGCUGACCCUUCCUGCCAUCUGGCUAUCUUAAGUGUUGUGUUUGAUUGUAAACACGUUUAGCCUUUCCACCUGUCCCUCCUGUCCCUCCUUGUCCCUCCUGUCCCCCCUGUCCCUCCCGUGUGCCGUCCCGAUUCCCGCCGAAGACAAAGUGCCACCUGAAGAGGAAACGUUGAGAAUCUAAGUCGUAGCCAAACGAGAAAGAAAAGAAUGUCCCGAAAAUAGGAGAGAUGAGAGGGAGAGACUCUGUGAGGCCAAAAAAAAAAAAAAAAAAAAAGGAUGGAAAUGGAGCCAGAAGUGAAUGAAGUGAUGAACGUCUUCCUACGACUGAAAUCACCAUUGACGUCACUGUGGCUUCUGAGCCGACUCUAAAAAUAAACAAGACUGUAUCAGAUGAAAGAGGAGCACGGCUUCAAAAAAUUGACUGAUGCUCAAAAAUGAAAUCCUCCUCACAGGAUAUGACAAAAGAAACAAAAAAGCAAAAAAAAAAAGAGCCUUUCCCUCGUAGAUGAGGGUUUCAUGAUAUUUCCGAGGUUGGUUUUUAGCAACCAGACCAUUAAGAUGUGUCCUCUCUAUCACUGCCUCCGUGUACUUACCUCCUGUUUGUAUGGUGUCUUAUUUAUUCCUCUGUAGCUCUCGUGGUGCCCCGUCGUCUCUCAAAUAACUUCCUCCCUCUUCGUCCAAAACAAACACACCCUCUACCUGCACACCCCGUUUUUUUGUUAACACUGAUUACGUUUGUGGACUUUCACAGACAUUGUUUGUAAAACUAAGAAUUCUGCAGCAGAAUAUUUUUGGAGACAAUUUGCUGUACAGUAUUUGUAAGCUCUAUUUUUGUAUAUUGCUAUUUUGAAAGAAAAUAAUAUGCUUUUUUUUUCUUUUCUUGUUUUUGCUAAUUUCAUGUUUAUUCAUUUUAAGAAAGUUUUGCAUGUGACUGACUUGAACUGUAAAUAAAAUUUCCAGGUUUUGGAAAGAUUA
Messenger RNA from Mugil cephalus (flathead mullet), 5173 nucleotides. It is a transcript of the gene rnf24, whose product is annotated as ring finger protein 24. Gene Ontology annotation, cellular component: endomembrane system. NCBI's taxonomy places the organism in Eukaryota, Metazoa, Chordata, Actinopteri, Mugiliformes, Mugilidae. Gene Ontology annotation, molecular function: ubiquitin protein ligase activity; zinc ion binding. The record is from RefSeq and is a predicted model, not a curated record. The transcript has 6 exons. The coding region runs from base 885 to 1415 and encodes 176 amino acids.